Anopheles arabiensis is the source of this 3708-nucleotide messenger RNA. RefSeq names its product nose resistant to fluoxetine protein 6. Gene Ontology annotation, molecular function: acyltransferase activity, transferring groups other than amino-acyl groups. Lineage: Eukaryota; Metazoa; Arthropoda; Insecta; Diptera; Culicidae. Bases 787 to 3126 code for a protein of 779 amino acids. The transcript has 10 exons. The record is from RefSeq and is a predicted model, not a curated record.
UCAGCGGCAGCGUGGUCAUUCCGAUUGCAGUCUUCGGGCGUGCAGGUUGUGUGCAUCCGGUUCGCUCCUUGUUCCUGCCGCUCGCUUGUUGUUUGUGGCACCUUUUCCCUCCACCCUUCCCCCCGUCGCUACAGUGCGUUGCGGGUGUUGUGAUCGAGCUUGUACGAUAUAGUUUGUGAUUUUCGGGGUGGCGAUAUCAAAAAAAGGAAAGUGAAACAAAAGUGAAAAGUGUGUGAUAAAGUCCAUACUUUUUGGGGAGUUUAUUGAAUUGUGAGCGCGCGCGCGUGUGUGUGGGCGAGAGGUAGGAAAUGGAUGACAAUUUCCACAGCAUCGAUCGUGUCGCGUAGAUUUUGAUGGGCGAGCGAAGUGUACAGGAAACGGAAAACGCAACACAGAGUGACCAAAUAUUGAAGUGCUAAGCGAAAGUGAUUACAGCACUCAUCUUCGCAUUGUAACAAGAGUGUGUGUCUGUGUAUUGUUGUGUGUGUAUUUGUUUGCGGCAAGUGUGAUAAUAUUCGAGUUUAUUUUCCUCCUUCUUCUUCCUGUUCACGACCAUCUCCACAACAGUGCGCGUGUGUAUGUGUGUGUUUACUCUUAAAGCGCCGCCUGGUUGUGUAACAUAACAAUCUCUUUCCAAUUGAAUGCUUUUGCCUGGUUAAGACGAGCUCGCAAAGAGAAAACGUAACCCGUAGCAACGGAAAGUGGCCAAACGGGGCCGUCAGUUUUGUGUUGUUAAAUCAAAGGAGGCACAAUAUUCUCGCUGUGCAGCAACAAAACAGCUCGACAAUGAAGCGCACCAGGAUCUGGUCGGGAUGGAGCAUCAGCGUGGUGUUGGUAGCUCUUCUGCAUUGUAGCGCCACCGGUGGGCAGGAGGUGAACGUGUCGCUUGCGCAGCCAGAAGGAACCAACCAAAGCAUCAACUUCUCGUUCGAUCGGUUGAUACUGCUCGAGGAAAAGCUGACCGUGUUCGACAUCAAGCGCAUCGCCAACGGGUGGAGCACGCUGCGGCCCCGUCUUAGCGGCACGUGCGGCGAUCAGAUGACGCAGUAUCUGAUGGGUCUACAGGAGGAGAAGCUUUGGGCACUAAAGAUGGAUGACUCAUCGGGCAAGUAUACGAAAGGGUUCUUCUGGGGCAACAACUACUGGACGGGCUCGAUGGACCAGUGCUCGUACAUAUACCAGAACGAUAGCGACACCGACCCGGCACCGAAGAAGAAGGGCCGCAACACGGACAUUACCUACAUCAACGGCAACUUCCUCGGUUCGUCCGAGAUGGAGCACCAGAAUCCUCCGUUCGUGCCCGGCUUCUAUAUGGCGAAAAUUCUCAUCAACGGCACCGAAUCAUUCAAUGCGAUUCGUACCGUCGUGGUGGGACUUUGUCUGCCGAGUGGUUGCAGCAUUGCCGAUGUCGAAACACUGCUCAAACUGGACAUCGAUCGGCGGCACGUUGAUCAGGAGCUGGUUGGUGUGCGAUCGCCCACGUUGAACAAUUUCUCGCUGUGGGACGAUUUUACCUUCCGGAUCUUAUUCGUCUUUUCGGUGAUCGUCGUGAUCCUGCUGAUCAGCGGUACCGGAUAUGAUCUUGUGCUGCGCCGCCGCUACAAAGCCAAGAUGCGCAUCAAGAGCUACUGCAAGGAGCUGACCGGGGAUAUGACGAACGGGUUGGGCUGCACGACGUACGAUCUGACGCACCGCGAGCCGGAAGAGAACGGCAAAGGUAACUGCACGGUUAUCCGAGUACCGACGAGCGUUAACAAUAACAACUCCGAUGAGAACCUUGCCGUGGAGCUGACCGCAACGGAGGAAACCAAGUUGAGUUUGUGGGCCGAGCUGCUCCUAUCAUUCUCGGUGGUGACCAACUUUAAGGCGAUCUGUGACAAGAAUGUCGGAAACGAUACUAUUCCCUCCAUUCACGGUCUUCGUGCCAUCUCUAUGGCGUGGGUCAUUCUGGGCCACACGAUGAUCGUCGUGUUCAAGUACUCUGACAACAUGGAGCUGCGCAAGGUGGUGGAGAAAGAGUUCCUGUUCCAGAUCGUGCUGAACGGGGCGUACAGUGUGGAUACGUUCUUCUUCAUCAGUGGAUUCCUCGUGUCGUUCAUCUACUUCCGCACGAAUGCGAAGGGUAAGCUGGAAAAGCUGACCAAGGGUGUGAGCGAGUUUACGGCCGGAACGUUCCACUUCUUCGGACUGGUUGGUUAUCGUUUUGUGAGAUUGACUGCCCCUUACCUGUACGUACUCGGAGUGGUGGAGGUUGUGAUGCGUUAUCUGGAGCAGAAUUCCGUGUUUGAACCACCGACACAGGAUCACAUCAACUGUCCAAAGUACUGGUGGCGUAACAUUCUGUACAUCAACACCCUUUUCCCAGUGGAGCAGAUGUGUAUGCUGUGGAGUUGGUACUUGGCGGAUGACACCCAGUUCUACAUCAUCGGUGCCCUGAUACUGAUCAUUGCCGUUCGACACUUUAAGUUUGCCGCCACGAUGAUGUCCGUGUUUAUGGUAUCGGCCUGGGCGACUACGGCCUACAUCGCCUUCUCCAACAACCACAUGCCCGAUGCAGAUGAUCCGUUUGCUCUGUUUGACAAGAUCUACGACAAACCCUGGACGCGUCUGGGACCGUACCUAGUCGGCAUGAGUGUUGGGUGGAUUCUGUUCAAAACGAACUGCAAGAUCAAGAUGUCUUUGCUCACCGUUAUCUCAGGUUGGGUGACUUCCACGAUGAUGAUGCUGUAUCUGCUGUUCGGUCUGUACAACACGACACUCACACAGACGGCGGCUGCGGCGUACAGUUCGCUCAGCCAUACCGGCUGGGCGAUCGGUUGUGGCUGGGUCAUCGUUGCCUGCUCGUCAGGCUAUGGUGGAUGGGUCAAUAAGCUGCUGUCCACUCCGAUUCUGUAUCCGUUCUCGCGUGUCACAUACUGCGCCUACCUGGUGCAUCCAAUCAUCAACCGAAUAUUCGCCCUCGAGUCUGACUCUCCCAUCCACAUGACGCCAAAUGCGCUGGCCACCGUCUACCUGGGCCAGGUGGUAUCGUCCUACGUGCUUGCAUUUAUCAUCUCGCUCUCGUUCGAGGCGCCCGUCGUAACGAUGCUGAAAAUACUCUCGCCGAACCGCAAAAAACGCAUCUAAGCGUGAUGACGCAAUCAUCCCUCAAACCAAAACUCACCAUUCCCUCCCUCUGCCCCUCCAAUCGUUCGCGUUGGCCGCGUCCCACGAGGACUAGCUGCCUGCUGCUUUGGUUUAUCUGUGUUCGGUUUGUGGCUCCGUACCGCAGUAUCUGCUAGCCUAUUGGUGUGAUUUUUCCGCUUAUUUGUGUGAGCAUAUCUCUGCGUGUGUGCAUGCGUGUGUUUGUGCGUGGAAGGAACGCUGAGCUUCAGUUGAUACAUCUACCAUUUCGGGGAGGAGGCGGAUAGACGACAGGCGCGCCCUGGCUCAUCCCCUGCAACAAAGACAGAGAUAACGAGAACGAGAGGGACAAACCGUAUACAUUUACUAUACAAUAACUACUAGCAAGGGUGAUUUCUGUUCUGCAUGCCUAUGGCAGGCAUGGUUCAUAGUAGGACUAGUUGGAUAAGUAUAAUAUAGAGAUAUACCGUAUGAAAACUGUGCUCAGUAAGUGUUUUGUUACAGUAACUUAGACUGAUCGUGACCGAUAGGCGAUGUGUAAAAUGUAAAUAUAUUUUGGGUGUGAAAACAUAUUUAACAAAAUGA